AUGGCUCCCGUUAUCGUCUUCGGUCCAACAGGCGCGGUCGGCUCGGCCGCCGCGCGCACCGCCCAGCAACUAGGAACCACGGUGUAUCUCGCCAUGCGCAACCCUACGAAACCCAUUCCCGGUCUCACUGCAGAGAAGGAAAACGAGGGAGGUUUCGAACGGGUGCAGGCCGACUUCUCCCAGCCAGAUAGUAUCUCCACUGCGGUAGCGCAGAGCAAGGCCAAGCAUGCCUUCAUCUACACCGACCUGACUUCAUCUGACCACAUGCGAGCAAGUUUCACCGCCCUCAAAGAGGCAGGAAUCGAAUUUGUCGUUCUGCUGAGCAGCUUCGGCAUCCAGGAAGAUGUUCACAAUGUAUCGCCCGAGGAUCACAUCGCCUAUGUGCAUGCGCAGACCGAGAUCUCCCUGGAAGAGAUCUUUGGAGCGACUGGCUAUGUAGCAGUCCGACCGGCCUUUUACGCGAGUAACACGCUCUGGUGGAAGGCUCCCAUUCAGGCCGGACAUGUGAAGCUCGCUUGGCCAGCUGCAGCUUUUGACUGGAUCUCUCCGGAAGAUAUUGGAGGCGUCUGCGGCACGAUCCUUGCCCGCAGGGCCCUUGGAACUGUUCUGUCGUUGGCCGAGCCGUACGUGAAUCUUGUCGGCGCGGAGAAUAUGGGCGUUGGCGAUGCCGUCAAGACUAUUGGUAAAGGCCUUGGCAAGGAGAUCAAUGUCACUGAAGUGGACGAGAAUGAAGCCUUGGACAGCAUGGUGAAUGAGUCCGGGCUGCCCGAGCCCAUCGCGCGAGCAGUGCUUGGAAUGUGCCGGAGCGCUGCGAACGGUCAGUCCUUCAUGGACAGCCCCAGGUAUGGUCCUGCAGUUGGCAAUAUUGAGAAGUACCUUGGCCGGCCGGCGACACGGUUGCAUGAGUGGGUGGAGGCAAAUCGGGAGAAGUUCAGCGCUUAA
Messenger RNA from Aspergillus tubingensis, 942 nucleotides. RefSeq names its product NmrA-like family protein. The record is from RefSeq and is a predicted model, not a curated record. Lineage: Eukaryota; Fungi; Ascomycota; Eurotiomycetes; Eurotiales; Aspergillaceae. The coding region runs from base 1 to 942 and encodes 313 amino acids. The transcript has a single exon.